CCCCUGCCCACAUCUCUCUGCCCACACCCCCUGCCCACACCCCCACAUCACACCAACCUCUCCUUCUGUCAUUGUAUCUCCUGCAUCUGACUCUGACCUUCCUGCCUUCCUCUUAAAGCAUCCUUAUGAUUAUAUUUGGUUCACCUUGAUAACCCUGGAAUAUCUCCCCAUCUCAGGGUCUUAAAGUUAAAUCUCAUCUGCAAAAUCCCCUUUUGCCAUUUAAGGUAACAUAUUCACAGUUCCAGGGAUUAAGAUGUGGUUAUUCUUGAGGGCCAUUGUUCUGUCUACCACAGAUAAUGAUUUCCACUUCACAGAAAUCUAAUAGGAAUUUUUAAAAGAUACAUAUUCUUGUCAUAUGCCUUUAUGGACUUUAGAACAUUUCCUAUAUAAUAGAAAUUAGAGACCACUUCGAGAUGAGAUUCUACUUAAUACACUUUGGAUUUUAUACAGUAAAACUUUAUAUUUCCUUUACAUAAAUUUCUACAUAUAAUAUUGGAAAAGCCUAGAAAGUACUACGGGUAAUAUACCGCUUCUUUUUUGAAGAAACUCUUUACUAAUUUUUUGUCAAGUCUUUAUCACUAUCUUACAAAGUGAGUAUUUUAGGUAUAUAUCAUUAUACUUCAUGAAUUUUUUAAAAGCACGAGAAAAAGUGACUACAUAUAAGGCCACACAGCAAAUCAGAGAAUAGGCACAGCUAGUGGUUAGAGUUUCCAGUUGGAAAUUUGGAUUCAUUAUCUUUUCUGCCUGACAACUGUAUGUCCAUAUAUGAAGACUGUUACCAAGUCUUGGAAAGAUUAAAGCAUGUUUGAAUAGCUCCACAGCCCCAGCUUCACAAAAACUAAAAAGUAACAAAGAAGUUCCAUGAGGUUUUAGUCUGUAGGAAGUAGGCAGCUUAUAUGGUUACUGGAACUUAUCUGCUAUCUUGCUCAAUUAUGCUGUCAAAGGUGCUAUUAUUUCCUGUGUUUAAACUUUUCCAUAAAGUUAUUCAGAGGCCUUAUGCCACCCACUCCCAUGGCAUGUGCUGUCGGACAGCUAGAGCUCUUCUUAACCAAGCAAUGAAAAUGGCAAUUACCAAAAAUCAAGUAUUGCCAAAAGGGACGGUUCUUUCUGGAGGUCAAGACUGGGUCUCCUCCCUCCUCCCACUUUACCAAUGCCUGAUCUCACAGGAUUAAUUCUGAGCACAACACCAUGGCAUCAUCGACCUCCCUCCCAGCUCCUCGCUCCCAAUCCAAGAAGCCUCUGGGUAAGAUGACCGACUGGCUCAGGCAGGCCCUGCUGAAGCAGCCCAAGAAGAUGCCUGACUCUGCUGAAAGCUCCCCCACUGACACUUUGCAACCCACCUCACAGGACAGCCCCCCACCACUGGGCCUCAGUUCUGUCACAUCUCCCAGCACGCCUCUGACACUUGUGGGUGACAGCAGCAGUGGCCGCUGGAGCAAAGACUAUGAUGUUUGCGUGUGCCACAGUGAGGAGGACCUGGUGGCUGCCCAGGAACUGGUCUCCUACCUGGAGGGCAGCACUGCCAGCCUGCGUUGCUUCCUGCAGCUUCGGGAUGCAACGCCAGGCAGUGCCAUUGCGUCCGAGCUGUGCCAGGCACUGAGCAGUAGUCACUGUCGUGUGCUGCUCAUCACGCCAGGCUUCCUUCAGGACCCCUGGUGCAAGUACCAGAUGCUACAGGCCCUGACUGAGGCUCCUGGGGCAGAGGGCCGCACCAUCCCCCUGCUGUCGGGCCUGAGCAGAGCUGCCUAUCCUCCUGAGCUCCGAUUCAUGUACUACGUGGAUGGCAGGGGCCCCGCCGGUGGCUUUCACCAAGUCAAGGAAGCUGUCAUGCGUUAUCUGCAGACACUCAGUUGACACUUCUUGUGUCAUCACGGGACCCAGAAAGUUGGAAGAAAGCUGGAAAUAUAGGCCCAUGCAGGGCCCUGGGUUCCAGGAGUCUGACAGGUGUAAGGAGUCUGGACGUGUCCGUCAGGCUCCCAUUACUGUGAGCUCCUCGGGAAGGCUGUGGGGAUGUCAGGGACUCCCCCAGGAAAGCCAUGAAGAAGCUGGGGACUCCCCAGGAAGGCCAUGAAAAAGCUGGGGACUCCCCAGGAAGCCCAAGAGGAAGCCAGAAGUUGAAGGUGGGGUUGCUACCAGGAUGGCCAGCAGCGUUUUGCCUCUUGCCUAAUUGGACAGGAAGACUGGCAUGCACCUAUGUUUUCUUGCCCUAAAAUUGGGCACUAGUAUACACAGGUGUCCCUUCUACCUAGGUGACUCACCUGACUAAUAAACAAGCAGCCUGGACUGCAGGCCUCAACAUGGACGGCUCUCCCGGCUGCCUGGGGAAGCCCUGAACAGGCGCCAGGAGAAGGCAGCAGGCACCGAGUCCUUCACACCCCCACUGCUGCCGCCCCUUCCCGGGGCGCCCAUCUGCCUCACACCGCUGCAUGAAAGAUGCACUCAGCACUGCUAGUGUUUUAUUUAUUGCAUAAGUGUCACUAAAGACACAACCUAGAAUCCAUUCUGUAUAUACAAGGAUGGGGAGGGAGCAGGUGGGGUUGAGAGAAGGGAAGCCAGGGCACAGGGCCCAGCCCCUUCACUAGGGACCCAAAGCCUACCGAGCUGUGACACCUGGGGCAUGACCAGGGCUGGCAAGAGCUGAGGCUUCCACAGGAGCAGCAGUGCUCACCUUCAGACAGCAGCAGUCAGCAGGGAUCAGCAUCUUCCUGCUGGCGGGUGACUGUUCCUUAGAGGACAGGCAAGGCCUCACUGGUCUGUUCUCAGUGAGUU
This is a messenger RNA of Microcebus murinus (gray mouse lemur), 2769 nucleotides long. NCBI's taxonomy places the organism in Eukaryota, Metazoa, Chordata, Mammalia, Primates, Cheirogaleidae. The record is from RefSeq and is a predicted model, not a curated record.